AAAUCUGAAGGCACUGCUGCCAGAUGGGGCUUCCUGAAACCCUCUGAGACACAGCCACUGUUGUAUGACUGCCCCAUGAUGAGACAUUCCUGUCUUAUCUCCCUUAUCAGCAAAGGAGACAGAGCAGGAACAUACCAUCAUUUUUAACGCUCUUCACAUCUGAUCACAGAAUCACCGAAUGGCCUGGGUUGAAAAGGACCUCAAAAAUCAUGUAGUUUCAACCCUGCCACAGGAAGGGUCACCAACCACUGGACCAGGUGAGAAUAGAUACAAACGCCUACCAUCUCCCUACACACACCAAGCCAAAGCCCAUUGAUUUUCCACUCGGUAAUAGCACCACUCAGGAGCUCUGUGGCCAAACAUGAGAAGGGAGAAGCAUGGAGAUAAAAAGGGAUUGUUGUGAGUGAUGUGAGCAGUGGAGUUAUGAGUAAAGCCGGGAAGAGUGGGAUGAGAUUUGGAACAGGAAAAAAAGAUGGAGCGAAGGAAUUAGUGCUAAGGGAAGUUAUGGUCUCUUUCAGAACAAAGGGGGAAAACGUGAUUGUAGAUUUUAUUCUUUUUUCACACAGUGGUGGGGGAAAAAAAAUAAAGUGUAAGAAGGGUCUGUAUAAGAACCAGAGCGUGAGGCAUAAAAGACAGCAGACUCGAUGGAAGGUGCAGAGGGUGCCCAACAGGUGGCUGCAGCCAGAUGCAGAUUAAUGGACAUCUGAACACACUUGAAAGCACCCGUGAAGAUCUUCUCUAUGUCUCCAUAACCACAGAGAGAAAAGCACUGCAGAACAAACUUCAGGCAGCAGCAGCAGCCACGGAUAUGGCUUUUUCCAUCCUCAAGAACCGCAUCUCUUGAUUUGGUCCAGAGAAGGAUCCGUGCGUGUCGUUCAAGGGAGCGUUAUAAAUAAACGAAAGGCACGCCGAAAUGCUUUCCCUUAGUGAGGUACGUCGGGUGGGGAAGAUACAGCCGGACUACCGCGCAGUGAAAGCCGGUGCGGCCCCAGGCGGUGCGGGGCGCUGCGGCGGGCAGGGAUGCGCGCACCGCACGUGUUGGCUGCGGCGCCCGGCGGGAGGCAGGGGGCGAUGCUGCUGUGUUUUUCCUGAGUGGAGCAGCUCCGGGAUCCGGGCGAGGAGCAGCCUUUAGAAAACAGAUCUCGGGUUGGGCCGGGCCUCGGGCACAAAUCCGAGCGUCGAAGCACCCGCACGGCUGAGAGAUGGCGGUGCGGCCCCUCCGCCUCCGGUUCUUUCAGGAAGAAAAAGAACGCGCAAAACGAAAGCGGUGGUAAACGAUGCUCCAUCAGGACGGCGUUUGGUAGCAGCCGCUCUGCCCUGCAUUUAGCUGACAUUCAGCUUUGACAACGCUCAGUCGGAGGCGCUGCAGAAAGUUUGCUCUGUUGGAUCUUCACCACUGAGACCCAGAAUGUACUGGUGCGUGGGGACGGAGGAAUCUGCUGUUUCCAGAGAGAGCAACAUGGAUCCACAGCACGGAACUGUGGGCAUGGGGGGCAAACAGUCCACGGUUGGCGAAGUCUCCAUAACUCAGACACCUGUGACAGAAAGCAUUCAGGCUGCUUACAAAGCUGGAGACGCCGCUAAAGCCCAAGAGUUGAUUAGGUUGUCGUGUGAGGAGACUGCACUGCAGGUGGAAAAGUGUCAGCUUUUAGGUAUUGCAGCAGCAUAUGGAGAUCUACAGGCAGUGAGGUAUUUACUGAAGGAAGCACUAGUGGUGUUACCAACUGAACCUAAUGAUGACAACGCAGCUGUGGUGGCCACCUAUUUUGGACAUAAGGAUGUUGUGAAAGAACUGCUGGAUUCCCUGCGUGGUCCCAAUACUUGCCAACAGCUCCUGAACUGGAUGCUGGCCAUCGCCUGCCAGCAGGGACAUUUGGACAUAGUGAAACUCCUGAUUCGUGCAUACAGUGCUGACCCCGAGAGCUGUGCAGUCAGGAGGAAUGAGUUUCCAGUUCUUAUACGGCUGCCUCUGUAUGCUGCUAUAAAGGCAGGGAAUGAAGAUGUAGCUGUGUUCUUACUGCGGAACGGGGCUUUCUUUUGUUCCUACAUCCUGAUGGACAGCCCUGAAUCCAGCAAGCACCUUCUGAGGAAGUACUUCAUCGAGACCAGCCCGCUACCAGGUAGUGCUCCAGCAAAAACAGCUUUGUGCGUGAACUGGUCAAACCUCAAACUGCCCUGGGUGGAUCUGGACUGGCUGAUUGAUAUCUCCUGUCAGAUAACAGAGCUGGAUCUGUCUGCCAACUGCCUCGUCUCCCUUCCAUCCGUGGUCCCAUGGGGCCUGAUGAACCUGAGGAAGCUCAGCCUGGCUGACAAUCAGCUGGCAGAGUUACCCAGCGUACAGUCAUCCGAUGAGAUUAUAUGUACAAGGCUACUUGAGGUCGAUGUAUCCAGCAACAAGCUUUCUACUCUCCCUUCAGGAUUCCUACAUCUUAAAAACCUUAAAAAGCUCAACGCUGCCAAAAACUAUAUGGAGAAGUUAUUUGACGAGGAAAACACAACUAAUUGGAUUGGCUUAAGGAAGCUGCAGGAGUUUGACGUCUCUGACAACAGGUUGGUGGAACUUCCAACGGUUUUUCUAUACUGCUUCAAGUCCCUAAACAUACUGAAUGUUUCCCGAAAUCAGCUGAAAGUGUUUCCAGACCCCUGGGCCUGCCCCUUGAAAUGUUGCAAAGCAUCCAGAAACUUGCUGGAAUCCCUACCUGACACAUUCACUGUUUUCUGGAAAAAUCACCUCAGAGAAGUGGAUUUUUCUGAGAAUUCACUGAAAGAAGUUCCACCAGGGCUCUUUCAGCUUGAAGCUUUGGUGUCCCUGAAGUUGCUGGGAAAUCACUUAACCACGUUACCUUCGCAAGAUAAGUGGAAUUGCAAGCAGCUUAAAUCACUGGAUCUUUCAAAAAACCAGCUUGGGAAAGUCACGUUGUUGGGUUGCCUUGUCAGGAACACUCUGCUGAGAGCAGGGAGCGGCAGCAGGAAUGACGAGGGAUAUAAAACCAAGCGGAUUCCCUUUUUUGCAACGAGGAGCAGGGUGCGUGGAGGCCCAGAGGCAGGUCCUUUUGUGGAGUUCCCAGCAUUUCUGAGCGAUUCUCUGGAAGUCCUUUAUCUGAAUGACAAUCAGCUGGAGUCCAUCCCGCAGUCCGUUUGCCUUCUGAAAGGUUUAACAGAACUCUAUUUGGGAAAUAACCCUGGUAUCCGAGAGCUUCCUCCAGAACUUGGACAGCUGGCUAAUCUCUGGCAGCUGGAUAUCGAGGAACUGAGUAUCAGCAAUGUUCCUGCAGAGAUCAGAAAGGAGGGUCCCAAAACAGUGCUGGCGUACCUACGAGCACAGCUGCGCAAAGCAGAGAAGUGUAAGCUGAUGAAGAUGAUCGUCAUUGGUCCUCCACGGCAGGGAAAGUCAACUCUGAUAGAGAUCCUCCAGACAGGAAAAGUCCCACAGAUGAUGCACAGUGAUGCCACCAUACGUACAACAAAAUGGGAGCUACCCAAGCCAGUGGGACACAAGGCAAAGGUUGAUUCAGUGGAGUUCAAUGUCUGGGAUAUCGGAGGCCCAGCGAGCAUGUCUACAGUCAAUCAGUGUUUCUUCACAGACAAAGCAUUGUACAUAGUUGUAUGGAACUUGGCGCUGGGGGAAGAAGCUGUGGCAAACUUACAGUUCUGGUUGCUGAACAUUGAGGCCAAAGCUCCAAAUUCAGCAGUGUUAGUGGUAGGAACACACCUUGAUUUAAUUGAAACCAAAUUCCGUGUUGAGAGGAUAGCAACGCUGAGGGCUUACGUCCUGGCUCUCUGUCGCUCUCCCUCUGGAUCCAGAGCAACUGGUUUCCCAGAUAUCACAUUCAAGCACCUGCAUGAGCUCUCAUGUAAGACUUUGGAAGGCCUCGAUGGACUCCGACAGCUGAUUUUCCAUGUCACUUGCAACAUGAAGGACGUUGGCAGCUCAAUUUGCUCCCAGAAACUUGCUGGGAGAUUGAUUCCAAGGAGUUACCUUAGUCUUCAAGAAGCCGUCCUUGCAGAACAGUAUAAAAGAAGUCAGAAUGAUGAUGUGCAGUAUUUAACAGACAGACAGAUAGAGCUGAUCAUUGAGCAAACCCCUGGAAAUGAUAUCAAAGAUUAUGAGGACUUGCAGACUGCGAUUAAUUUCCUCAUAGAAACAGGUACACUACUCCAUUUCCCAGACACAAGCCAUGGCCUGAGAAAUCUCUACUUCCUUGACCCCGUCUGGCUCUCCGAAUGUCUGCAGAGGAUUUUCAACAUCAAGAGCUCCAAGUCUGUAGCUAAAAAUGGAGUCAUCAGAGCAGAGGAUCUCAGGAUGCUGCUAGUUGGGACGGGCUUCACUGAACAAACUGAAGAGCAGUACUUCCAGUUCUUGGCCAAGUUUGAAAUCGCCCUGCCGGUAGCCAAUAACAGCUACCUCCUCCCUCAUCUGCUUCCUACCAAGCCAGCGUUAGAUAUCCACGGGUUCUGCCACCAGACCACAAAUACCAUCCAGAGGGUCUUCAAGAUGAGUUUUGUCCCAGUUGGUUUCUGGCAAAGAUUCAUUGCACGAAUGUUAAUUAGCCUGGCAGAGAUGGACCUCCAGCUGUUUGAAAACAAGAAGAACACCAAGACAAGAAACAAAAAGGUGACCAUCUACAGCUUCACAGGCACCCAAAGAAACCGCUGCAGCACGUUCCGAGUCAAAAGGACUCACACUGUUUACUGGCAGGAAGGUCUGUUCGUUACCUUUGAUGGAGGCUAUCUUAGUGUUGAGUCUUCUGAUGUCAACUGGAAAAAGAAAAAAAGUGGGGGAAUUAAAAUCAUUUGCCAGUCAGAAGCAAGAGACUUUUCAGCCAUGGCGUUCAUCACAGAUCAUGUCAACUCUUUGAUAGACCAGUGGUUUCCUGCACUCACAGCCACUGAGAGUGACGGUACGUUGCUGAUGGAGCAGUAUGUGCCCUGCCACAUCUGUGCUGCUUCCAGGCUGGAGGACGAGUGUGGUGAGAGGGCAGAGGAUGCUCAGUACUUCAACAUGGAGGACUGCGUCCUGACUGCCAUCGAACUGGACUACAUCACGUGCCCUAACCACCCCGACAUCCCUGUUUCUCUCCAAGAGCUGGUCCCAGAGCUCUUCAUGACAGAUUUUCCUGCCAGAUUGUUCUUGGAAAACAGCAAACUGGAAUGGAGUGAAAAUGAAAACAACGUUCUUGGCCAGGGUGGAAGUGGAACUGUUAUAUAUCGGGCACGAUACCAAGGAAAACCAGUGGCUGUGAAGAGAUUUCAGAUCAAAAAAUGCAGUGGUUCUCCCACAUCAGCUGCAGAUACCAUGCUGAAACACCUGAGAGCCAUGGAUGCCAUGAAGAACUUCUCUGAGUUCCGCCAGGAGGCCAGCAUGCUCCACUCGCUGCAGCACCCCUGCAUUGUCUCCCUCAUUGGCAUCAGCAUCCAUCCACUCUGCUUUGCACUGGAGCUGGCCCCUCUGGGCAGCCUCACCACUGUCUUAUCUGAAAACUCCAAAGGGUCUUCCUUUGUGCCGCUGGGACACAUGCUGACACACAAAAUAGCGUAUCAGAUUGUGACUGGCCUCGCCUACCUGCAUAAGAAGAACAUCAUCUUUUGUGACCUGAAGUCAGACAAUAUCUUGGUGUGGUCCUUGGAUGUCAAGGAGCACAUCAAUAUCAAGCUGUCUGACUAUGGGAUCUCUCGGCAGUCGUUCCAUGAAGGAGCACUCGGGGUGGAAGGCACACCAGGCUAUCAAGCCCCUGAGAUCCGGCCUCGCAUAGUCUAUGAUGAGAAGGUUGACAUGUUCUCCUAUGGAAUGGUGCUGUAUGAGCUGCUGUCCGGUCAGCGGCCUGUGCUGGGACAGCAUCAACUGCAGAUAGCAAAGAAGCUGUCAAAAGGGAUCCGUCCUGUUCUUGGUCAGCCGGAGGAGGUGCAGCUGUAUAGGAUGCAGGCACUCAUGAUGGAGUGCUGGGACACUAAGCCAGAAAAGCGUCCGCUGGCCAUUUCUGUGGUAGGACAGAUGAAAGAUCCCACCUUUGCAACAUUCAUGUACCUGCUGCCCUGUGGGAAGCAGUCUUCUUUCUUCUGCUCCCAAGGACAGGAAUACACUGUGGUUUUCUGGGAUGGGAAGGAAAAUACCAGAAACUACACUGUGGUGAAUCCAGAAAAAGGGGUGAUAGAAGUGGAGAGGAUGAGCUGCCCCGGAAUGAAGCUGUGCUGCCAAUUGAAAUUUCAGAAUGCCCUCUGGGCUGCCACGGAGGACCAGAAGAUUUCAGUGUACAGGCUGCAGGGCAUGUGUCCUCUGAAGGCCCCGCAGAAGAGUUUGGACUCUCCUGCUGCUGUCAGCUGCUUCCUGGUGAUUCCUGUUGUCAAAAAGAACUCGUACAUGGUGCUGGCCGGUCUGUCGGAUGGACUCGUAGCAGUGUUCUCAGUGGCCCAGGGCAUCCCAGCAGACAGCUGCUCCUACCUGUGCUCCCACACAGCCAACAGGUCGAAAUUCAACAUUCCCGAUGAUGACCCACGGCAGAACCCGUACCCGGUGAGGGCCAUGGAGAUCACCAACAGCGGCACGGAGGUGUGGUACAGCAACGGGCCCGGCGUCCUCGUCAUCGACUGCGCCGUGAUGGAGAUCAGCAGGAGGCUGGAGCCCUUCAGCCCGCCGUCUGCCAUCUCAUCCAUUGCCUGCAACUCGGAGUGCCACGGGGAGGAGGUGGUGUGGUGUCUGGACGAGAAGAGUAACUUCUUGGUGAUGUACCACGCCGCCACCUACCAGCUCUGUGCACGCUACUUCUGCGGGGACUGCAGCCCUCUCAGAGACAUGUUUGCCAUCCAGCAGCCUGCCCCAGCCAUUCCUGCUACUGCUCCUGUCAACCCCGGAGCGCUGGAGGGGAACUUGCUGGAGGACAUGAGCAUCAUCUACAGCCCCGAGGUUGGCACCCAGAUCCUCAACCACCAGGACUCGCUCACGGAUUAUUGCUCCGUGUCCUCCUACUCCUCCUCACCUCCCAACAGGUUAACCCGCUGCCCCUCCAGCCUGCCCAGCUCACCCACCAGCUCUUCCAGUGCUCCACUCUCCACAGAUUUCGAGGAGUCGGGCAAAUUUCAUGAACUGAAGCCUUCCCCGGAUCACGAUGCUGUGCCUACGGGUGACAACUCGCAGCAUCUGCAAGCCAUCAAGAUUCUGCCUGUUAAAGACCUCAUAUGGAUCCCCAGGAGAGGAGGGGAUAUCAUCGUGAUUGGACUGGAGAAGGAAUCGGGCAUGCAGCGGGGCAGAGUGAUCGCCGUGCUGAAGGCCGGGGAGCUGGCUCCCUAUGGGACGCUGGUGGAUGCUGCUCUCGUAGCAAAGGACAUGGUUGUGUGCUGCUUUCAGAAUGAAAACACUGAGUGGUGCCUGGCUGUCUGGAGGGGCUGGAGUGCCAGAGACUUUGACGUUUUCUACCAGGCCUACGAAGAGCUGGGACGGCUUGAAACUUGCAUGAGGAAGAGGAGGUAGUGCUUGUGGCACUGGAAACCGAGGGCUGAUGGAAGAGGGAAGCAUCCUCCCCUGAGCAUACAGCCCCACACGGGGAGGGGAUGGGGUGCACAGGGUACCACUGUUUUGCUGCUAAAGAGCUCCAUGGGGUUUUGGCAGCAGAACCCAGCAGGGCUUUGGGGACAGCCCAGCAGGGGCAGGAUAUGGGUGCUCGGCGCUCUCCCUGCAGCUGAGAACAGGAGGUGGCUGCAGCUCCGGGAGUGAGCGAGCUAUUGAAUUGCACUCCUGCAAAGUCAGUUGUAAAAUAGAGCUGAUACAAAGCAAAGCCACUUGGGCUGACAGCUACUUCCUGAUGGGAGAGAAGGGAGAGCUCUGUGACCAGGGAAGCCCAUAAGCUGCCUUUGUUUUUCUCCUCUUUCUCUUGGUAACUACACUCUGGAGUAGCAGGAGCACAAUAAGCUUCAUUUGCCUGUGUAUCUGCUCAGCUUCCGCCGCUGCAGCUUUUAGUUUGUCUUCAUUAGUGGCCUAGGAUGUUUUAUUGGCUCUGAGUUGCACUUCCUAAUUCUGAGCAUGUACAGCGUUGUAAAAGGAGCCUGGCUCCGUGCCCUGUGUAAAGGUGUACAGUUUGGACAUUUUUUGUUUUUCUAUUCCAAGAAACUUGUGUGAGCAUCGGCUGCGUGGGCCGAGGUCUGGUUCACAUCCCUGUUGCAGGCUGCUACAACACACUUUGUCUCUGAAGAGGGGUAUCUUCAAAUAAACAGAUUCCUCCCCACCUUGGCACCGUGACACAGGCAUUUGUGGUGGGCAAUCUGCUGCAGGGGUUCAGGUUUGCAGCACAUGAUUCUGAUGCCUGGCACCUGGUGGUGACUUCCAGCUUCAUCUGGUUGUGUGUAUUGUUUGCAAAACCACUGCUGGGAAGAGCCACAGUGGCUCUGCAUUGCCCUGAGCACCCUGGGCACAGCUUUAUGUUCUGCACCCCAGGCUGGCCUUUGCCCCGCAACUCCAGCCCCAACCUCAGCAUCACCUCAUUGGGCACAAAGCCGCCUUUGUCCUGCUGUUACUGAACGUGAGCACCGCCGCCUGCCCCAGACACAUCGUAAAGUGGCUGCUCUGGAAGUCCUGCUGCCAGGAAAAAAGGGAGCUGAGGGGCUGGAGCUGCUGGGAGAGCUGAUGCUGCUGGGAGCGAGCGCGUCCCAGUGGGCGGCAGUGGGCUGGGAGUGUGGGAUUAGAGCCUGAAAUCUGCUUCUCAGCAGUCUUGUUCCCAUAACCCCGGUGUCUGGCUGCUGCUGGAGCUUGCUGUGGACACUUGACCUUCCUGUGGGCGACUCAGUGCAGUUUUGGGACUUAAAAGUGUAUUUUCAGCUGAAGGUGGCACUGAGGAUCUUCUCAGCCUUUUUUUAAGGGGGAGACCCUAAAACAGGAGGCAGCAGCACCCAGCUGGGCUGUAUGCUGGGCACAGGACUGCAGCACCUGCACUGCAGAACAGAACCAAAGGAAACCACGAUGGAGUGAAUGGGAUUGGAAGGUGCUGUCACCUGUGUCCAUGGAGCAAAGAGUUCUGUCAGGGGGUGUCUCAACUGGGAUGGGGAAGGGGAAAGGAUAGGAACAUGGAUGGGAUGAGAAGGGAAUGGGGAUGAGAUGAGGAUGGUAGCAGGAAGGGAGUGGUGAUAGACUGGUGAUGGGAAUAGACUUGAAGGAUGGAGAAGUGAAUGGAGAUGGAAUGGAGAAGGGGAAAUGGGAAGAGGAUGGAAAAGGGAAUGGAAAUAGGAUGGAGAUGAGGAAGGGGAUGAGGGAUGAGGGUUGGGGAAGGAAUCCUGUGGCUGCUGCCCUCCUGUCCAGCCCUGCGGAGCUGCCUGGGGCCCAUCUCGUGCUGCUGAGAUGCCCCAAAUGCCACCUGCAGAGCCAAGGCCACUGCAGCCACCAGCCAUUAUCUCCUGUUUGCUUUGUGUGUUUGCUUUAUCGGGGCAUCACUCAGAUGACUUAAACUGUGCCCUUUGUAGGAGCCUUCUUGAAAUGUCAACAAAGGACAGAGGAGUGGCUCUGAUUUUUCCUUUUGUCUUUGUUCUCCAAGGAGACAGAGAAGCAGAGCAGGCCUGGCCAAGCUCCCUGCACUGGGACCCCUGCUUGCUGGAAACUGGAGCUGAUUCAGGGCAAUUAAAGCCGAGGGUUUUAUUGAAUUAAAGUGUGAAGGCAAAUGCAGCCAGCCUGCUAGGCAGCCCCUUCUUUUCUUGAAGCUAAUUCCAUCUUAUUUUUUCACCCUGCUCAUAGCCAUGCCUCAUGGCGGGGGCUCGCUGCCCAUCUGCCCAUGGCAAAGUGCUGUGAGACGUUUCCAAACAGCUCUCGUGGGCAAAUGCUCGUGACUUCUGCACUAAUUCACAACUCAGAUGUUAGUUAUGAGUAUAGUUAGAGAUAUUAACCUCUCCCUGCACCAAACAUGUGUGGUAAGUUAGGAGCAAAGCGUUCCAGCAGUGGUGUCCAUGAAAAGUUGGGUCAGCACCUGAGAGCCGACGACUUCCACCUGCUCAGCCUCCCUCACUCGGGCAGCAAAAUUACUUUUUUCAGCAUAAAAUGGUUUUUGUAAGGUUAGAAUUUAUCAUAGACGGCUGUAAUUGAAAACUGACCUUUUAAAUGAUUACUUUGAAGCUGUGAGUCCACAAACGAUGCGCUCAAUGAAGACGUGGGGCCUCGAAAGCUGACUCCAGCCUGGGUGUAAACCUCACUUUUAGUGCCCCUCUGGCCAAUGUGGGAACCAAAGCUGAACUGCAGCAACCGAACAAAACCCCAGCACCAGAUGGGGGCUUUUUGUUCAAGGGCUUUUUCCGCUUAACGCGCUUUCUGCUUUUACAGGCUGAAUAAAACCUGACAUAAUCAUCAACUUUAAUAAACACAGCGUGCAUUUUACAUGUACAGGCAUGCCUGCAGACAUCUAUCCAUGGUUGGAUGAGGUGAUCUUAGUGGCCUUUUCAAACCUGAAUGAUUCUGUGCUCUCUAGGAGCUGCAAAACCAGUGGAAAAAGGAUCAAAAAGCACUGGGGAAGGCAUCAGACCCAGCAGUGGUGGCUCCCACCCACCCCAAAGCUAAGCCCAAGGCUCACCCCACACCAGAUCCCUGCAGCAUCCCCCCCCUCCCCGCGUCCACGCUGGUGAACAGGGACAAACUGAGGUAGACGACAGCAGGAGCUACGAUUGCAAAUAAAAAAAAAAACAAAACCUUUAUUGCAUCUUAGAAGCAAGUCUUUUAAAAAAAAAAAAGAAAAAUUCCAUGCACUGAAUCCAUCCAAGUACCUACAUCCUUGGGACUGUCACCAAAAAACGAUGAACAUCUAAAAGACACUGACUCUACGCUAACUGCAGUUCAUAUUCCAUACACGUGUAAACAAUGGUUAUUUUUUUCUACCAGAAUAGCAAUUGCUCCAUAAGAUCCCCUCCAACGUGGCAACAACCUUAGCACUGGUUUCUCUCCUUUCUUUCGCUAUUCUCCACUUCCCAAAGAGUAGGCAAAGUGGGACUGAGAACAAUGAGACAAAAUGGUGCUGGAGGAUACGAUAGAAAAAUAUAUUGUUCGCUGGUUUUUAUUGUUUGUUUCUGCUGAGCAAGAUAUUUACAGGUAGGUGGGUCCCGAUACAUCACCUGCUUCAAUGACAACGGCCAUUCACUGCGUAAGUCUCAGUGUAAAGGGUUCCCUUUCUGGCUUUAAGGCACUUUAUUUUGUAUGUAUGCUCUAACCUUGCUAGGUGUUCCUUCGUAGGGGUCGUCCUUUCCUUGUACUCAGCCUCCCCCAUCCGCAGUUCCUCUCCAAAUACCACAAAGACUCCUCACUUUUCUGACAUCGUUCCAAAAAAUGUUAAAGAAAUUUAGGGGGUAAAAAAAAAAAAAAAAAAAUCCAUUAAAAAAAAAAAACAAAACAUUUUAGAAAGUAAUCUUUGGAGAUCAUUUGCUGCAAUACGAUGUACACUACCUUAUCAGUGAGAAGAUGCAAUACAUUCCUAAUAUAUAUAUAUAUAUAUAUAUAUUUACACACACAUAUAUAUAUAUAUAAAAUAUUAAAAUGACUAACAGAUAUUCAAGGAAAAGUCAAGAACCUAAAACAAUGGAUAUUAAAUAAAUUAAAGGUCUAUCAGAUACAGGAAAAAAAUAAAAACGAAAAAAAAAAGCCAA
Messenger RNA from Lagopus muta (rock ptarmigan), 11601 nucleotides. RefSeq names its product leucine rich repeat kinase 1 (gene LRRK1). The record is from RefSeq and is a predicted model, not a curated record. The transcript has 35 exons. NCBI's taxonomy places the organism in Eukaryota, Metazoa, Chordata, Aves, Galliformes, Phasianidae. Gene Ontology annotation, molecular function: ATP binding; protein binding; protein kinase activity. Bases 1409 to 7465 code for a protein of 2018 amino acids. Gene Ontology annotation, biological process: protein phosphorylation.